Molecule: messenger RNA, 1752 nt
Organism: Linum tenue
Lineage: Eukaryota; Viridiplantae; Streptophyta; Magnoliopsida; Malpighiales; Linaceae
Source: the annotation of a GenBank genome assembly
CGAUCAGUCCUUUUCCCCCGUCUGUUAGUCAAGUCUUUCUCCCCUUCCGUCCGUCGCAGUUUUCCUCCGCUUCCGCCCAAUUUCUCGCCGCCGGCGGCCUGAUCCUCUGCCGUGGAAACAAGCGUGUAAUUUCGUUCCUUUCUAUAAAUCUCUGAUCACGCACUUCACUUGGUUUCCCUCAAUUGCGAAGGAAGAAAAGAAAUGAUUCCAGAUCUCUGCUUCCCCGCCCCGAAUCUGAAUUCCGCGUUCCUAUAUUAAACGGUCCUUCGGAUUUCUUCACUUCUUUCAUCUCGAGAUUUCGAUCAAUGGCGACGAGGAACCGGACGUUGAUAUUCAGGAAGUACAGGGACGCGUUGAAGAGCGUCAGGAUCCCGACGAGUUCCUCUUCUUCAUCACAGCAGCCGUUGUCGUCUGCUUCGACGAGCUCCUCCGCCAGAGGCGGUCGCGGCGGCGGCCCGGUGAUUGAGUUGGCCAACACUUCUUUUCUCAAUCCUAACCGCUCUUACGCUCCCCUCAGUACUGAAGAUCCCGGUAAUUCCAGUAAAGGUGCAUCAACAGUUGGUCUACCACCUGCUUGGGUCGACAUAUCGGAAGACAUAGCAGCCAAUGUUCACCGUGCUCGGAUGAAGAUGGCUGAGUUAGCCAAGGCUCACGCCAAAGCAUUGAUGCCUUCAUUUGGAGAUGGUAAAGAAGACCAACGGACAAUUGAGGGUUUAACCCACGAGAUAACCGGUCUUAUAAAGAAAUCAGAGAAAAAACUGCAGAGACUUUCAGCAGGGGGUCCAACAGAAGAUUCAAAUAUCAGAAAAAAUGUUCAGCGUUCCUUAGCAACAGACCUUCAGAAUCUUUCUAUGGAACUUCGCAAGAAGCAAUCAACAUACUUGAAGCGCCUCAGGCAGCAAAAAGAGGGUCAAGAUGGGGUUGACUUGGAGAUGAACCUCAAUGGUAAUAGAUCCAGAAUGGAUGACGAGGAUGGUUUAGAUAACAUGGUAUGGCAUUUAGUGAUCUUCAAAUGGCUAGAGUUAAAAAGACCGAGGCAUUUACAGCAGAAAGGGAGAGAGAGAUUCAACAGGCAAGUUGUGGAGUCUGUAAAUGAACUUGCUCAAAUCAUGAAAGACUUGUCAGUACUCGUGAUAGACCAGGGUACUAUUGUUGAUAGAAUAGACUACAACGUUCAGAAUGUCGCAACUACAGUCGAGGAAGGACUUAAACAGCUGCAGAAGGCCGAGAGAACACAAAAGCAAGGGGGAAUGGUAAUGUGCGCUACGGUGCUUGUAAUCAUGUGCUUCAUCAUGUUAGUUCUUCUGAUCCUCAAGGAAAUACUAUUUUGAGCUGCAAGGUAACAGCGAAAGCGAAAGAAUGUUGUGUCAUCACCCUGACCUGCUCCGACGUUUACCACAAUGCUAUAAAGGUGGACACUUUGGUUUUGCCCAGCAGAAGAAGAGCUUCUUGGUAACCUCUAUAUACAUAGGUAUAAAUAUGCACAUUUACGUGCUUCGGGUUUUGUAGAAUGUGGGCAAGAAGAAGUAGGGUUGGGUGGGAUUUGGGUGUGGGAUGAAAUUGCCAGGGCAAAAGUGAUUGAAUGAAUGUAUAGAGUUGAAACCUCAUUCAAUUUGAUUACUAUUUUCCCAGGUAGAACCAUGGCUUAUUGCUUCCCCAAUUGCUUGUUUUUCUUUUGUGGGGGAAUCAACUCGAUUUUUGUAGCCGAUAUUAUUAUUUUCUGUCUCAUGAGAAAUCGAUAUCCUUGUGGCU